Messenger RNA from Panonychus citri (citrus red mite), 2613 nucleotides. RefSeq names its product histidine decarboxylase-like (gene Hdc). Gene Ontology annotation, molecular function: pyridoxal phosphate binding; histidine decarboxylase activity. Gene Ontology annotation, biological process: L-histidine catabolic process; histamine biosynthetic process. The transcript is spliced from 4 exons. The coding region runs from base 641 to 2476 and encodes 611 amino acids. NCBI's taxonomy places the organism in Eukaryota, Metazoa, Arthropoda, Arachnida, Trombidiformes, Tetranychidae. The record is from RefSeq and is a predicted model, not a curated record.
UUUAGGAAAAUAAAUAAAGUUUGAUGUUGUUUUCAUUUUGUUUUGUUUGGUAAACAUUUUCAACUUUCCGAUGGAAAAAUAAAGUUUUAAUUGUUGUUCUUGUAAUUUAAACACAAUUACGAUGUGUAAGUAAAUUUGUUGAUCAUCUAUACCUUUAAUUAGAUAAUGAUGAUCGAUCAGGUUGAUUGAAUAACGAUGAGAACAAGUUGAUUUAAGUUUCAGAAUGAAAUUAAAACCAUGUUACCUUAAUAUGGAUUAGACUCUUGGGAGUUAAUCAUGAUAACUGUUAAUCAAUUAAUUUAUAUUGAACUUUGAUGUUUGUUAUUUAAUAUCAAUUAGUUCAACAUGGAUUGAUCAACAUUUAUGAUUAUCUAUGUUUAGAUAUUUUUUUUUUCUUAAUCAUCAAGUUGAUUAACUUGAGUCUUGAAGUAAUUUGCUCAAACUCACAAAAAUAUUAUAACUAUUACAACAAUCAAGUGAAUCAAAUUUACUGGAUUAACUAGUUAGAAUCAUCUUAGUAUCAUGUGAAGUGAAAACAAGCAAUUAGUUAAUUCUGUUACCAUUGAUAAUAAUAAUAAUAUUGUUAAAUUGUUCUCAAUCGCAAAGAAUCAAUAAAUUGUCCAAACUAAUUGUUGUUACCAUGAACUGGAAAGAGUAUCGAGAAGCAGGUAAAAUGAUGGUUGAUUAUAUUGCCGAUUAUAUGGAAACAAUUAGAGAUCGUCGGGUUUUCCCUUCGGUUAAACCAGGUUAUAUGAGAGAUUUAAUUAGUGACCGAGCACCGGAAGAAGGUGAAUCCUGGUCAGCCAUUUUUACCGACAUUGAAAGGGUCAUCAUGCCCGGAGUGACCCACUGGCAGUCCCCACAGAUGCAUGCCUAUUUUCCCGCUCUCAAUUCACCAGCCUCACUUUUGGGCGAUAUGCUUUCCGAUGCAAUUAAUUGCCUCGGUUUUACUUGGGCUUCAUCACCCGCUUGUACUGAAUUAGAGUUAAUUGUUAUGGAUUGGCUUGGAAAGAUGAUCAAUUUACCGGAAGAGUUUCUCCACACCCGACCUGAGUCACUUGGCGGUGGAGUGAUUCAGACAACCGCAUCAGAGGCCACACUUGUAGCCCUUUUAGCGGCUCGAACGGAGGCCAUUCGAAAGUAUAAGUCAAUGGUUGACGAAGAGUUUGAAGACGCUGAUCUUAAUCGACGGUUGGUCGCUUAUUGUUCAGAUCAGGCUCAUUCAUCGGUUGAGAAAGCGGGUCUGAUUGGACUGGUUAAGAUGAGGUACAUUGAGACAACCGAUGAACUUUCAAUGAGAAUCGAUUAUCUUAUUGAGACAAUUAAACACGACCAGUCCCAGGGUUUGAUUCCCUUUUUCCUUUGUGCCACCCUUGGUACAACGGGUGCUUGUGCGUUUGAUAAUUUAUCGGAAAUUGGGCCAAUCUGUGCAUCGCAAGAUAUUUGGAUUCACGUGGAUGCCGCUUACGCGGGUAGUGCGUUCAUAUGCCCCGAGUAUCGUAAAUGGUUAAACGGGAUUGAAUUUGCGUCAAGUUUUGCCUUCAACCCGUCAAAAUGGUUAAUGGUUCAUUUUGAUUGUACCGCGAUGUGGGUCAAAAACAGUCAAGUGCUUCAUCGUACCUUUAACGUUGACCCUUUAUACUUGAAACACGAAAAUUCUGGCCUGGCUGUUGAUUAUAUGCACUGGCAGAUAUCAUUGUCCAAACGGUUUCGAGCGCUCAAAUUAUGGUUUGUAUUGAGAAACUUUGGCCUCAAGGGAUUACAGGAACACGUUCGAACCAGCGUCCAGUUAGCUGGACUUUUCCAGGAUCAGGUUACUCUUGAUCCUCGAUUUGAAAUCCCGGCAGCUCGACAUUUGGGUAUGGUUGUUUUCCGACUCAAGGGUGACAAUCAAUUAACAGAGAAACUGUUGAAAAGGUUAAAUUCUGAAGGUAAAAUUCAUUGUGUUCCCGCUUCGCUGAAAGGUAUUUACGUAAUAAGAUUUACGGUCACUUCUCAUCUGACCAAUGAGAUUGAUGUACUUGCCGAUUGGAAAGUGAUCCAAGAAACGGCCACCACAGUGAUCGCAAUGUUUACAACACCAACCAGUGGAUCGGGAAGGCGAACAAUCAAUUUGGCCGAAGCGAAAAAGUUAACACCCGAUUUUGGGACAAGUCUUUUACUCUCUAACAGUCCGAUGACCCCUAAAGUGGUCAAUGGGUCAUUCGUGGCCAUUUUCGAUAACACGGAAGUGGUUCCAGAGUUUGUUCGGCACCUUGGUAACUCGUUGAGAUUAGUGGCCAAAGAAAGUCCAUCUUUACGUCGUCGAAUCAAGGGAUUAAUGUUAACCGAUAAACAAUACAGUCUUGAUUCUCGAAUUGAUCUGAUGAACUCGAUAAUGGCAAGUUUGGACUUAUCGUCAUCCGAUGGACCCAAACAACGACGAAGCGAAAGCUCCGAUGAUAAAGAUGAUGCUAUUCGGGAGGAAGAGGAAUAAGUUAAUCAAAUUAACUUGAACAAUUAAGAAAAAGUUUACGAAUCAAAUGAAAAUAAAAAGUUAUCGAAAUGACAAUUUCAUUUACAGUUACAAGGAAAAUACAAAAUUUAAUUCUGUGUGUCUAUUGAUUAUUAACA